GAGAGAGCCCGCGUCUGGUUAUGUUGUUACCAGCUAUGGAAGUAAGUAGGGGUAGUCUCGUUCUUGAUGCCUGCUUUAACAUCUUGUUUCGUCGUUCAGAUGCACGUCGUAAGCAUAUUAAGAUCGGCGACGCUUUGAGCAUCUUAUGCUUAUCUGGGAGCGCUAGCCCACAUUCCACUGCUUGUUGUCCAGUAUACUAAUUGCUAAAAAAUGCUCUCCCCUCUGCAGCAGUCUCGUUGGCGCCUCGCCAUCACUCUUCUCGCCCUGUACUACACCGCUGGUGUGAUUGUUUUCCCCCUCGUGGAGCGUCAGGCUGAGUUGGACACUUACGAGCAAAACCGAGCGCUAUACAAGGCCAUGAAAAAACUCUACUCCAUAUCCUGUGCAAAAGUAUCGUAGUACCGGCAGAAGUCGUAUGACAAUUUUUUUCAGCAUGACGAGAACAGCAAUUUGUGAAGAUGCGGACUUAUUUGCCUUUACGUUUAGGUAGAAAAAACACUUGUAACGCAUGAUUGCAAUUACGAUUGCCCCGCCGCCCGUGCGAAGAUACUUUUACAAUGCAUACUAGUUCGAGUACUGCAACGACCCGGCCUUCGAAGGCUUGUCCUUCUGCAAGAAUCAUAUGACAGUGCACAUCUCCCCGUCUACUUUGUCCCCCAGUUGGCAGUCUGCAUGAGCACUGCAACAGAAGCGCCAGCAAAGAUGCAGUUUAUCCAUCGCAUCGUUUGAUAUGCUGGUGCUGGAACCUGCCAUGCAGGCAGUGCCAAAAAGCAAGAGCUGAGGUUGCUUCUUUGCACGACAAAUGACGGCAGAACGAGCGGGAGCCGUUGUGCACUUUCAUAAACCAAGAAAAAUUUUCCGAAACCUUGCAAGACUACUUCAACAACGGAGCUGAUUAUGACUAUGAGCUUCUGAAGUCGGAAGCAAAAGCGGUGAAAAGCAAGACGGAUUUACUCAGCACCAUCGCAACGCGGACAGCGGAGCUAAAGCUGUUUGGAUUCGGGGGGCGGAAGCUACUAUUUGGAAAGCAGCAAGGAGGCGAUGAAGGUGAAGCUGCUACAACAUCAGGCGACGAUGCAACGGAAGCAGAACAGGAGGACGCACAGCAACGCAUAAUACCAGAAUUCGCUUCAUCUUUACCACCCUCCUCCUCGAGGAUGCCGUCCGUACCCGCAACUGAAAUAACACAAGAGCAUUCAACUGAGAACAAACGUGCUAUCAACACAUCUUCAGAACAAGAGGACCACCAAUCAGCAAAAUCGCCUUCGCACCACGACGAGCGCCAGCCUGCGCGCCCAGGUCACGACUCUUAUCAUCAUGAUGGCUUCAAUAACGUCGCUGUGAGAAAAAUGAGUAAACAAAACGAAAAUGGAAGCAACGUGCAUGACAUCUCCACACGCGGCUCCGCUUUGCAAACGGGCAUAGAAACAAGAAUUUCAUCCUCCACCAAGACUAGCUCAAGCGAUAAAAACCGGAGCAGCCGGCGAAACAGUCUGGUGGACCAAAACAACUGGUCCUUUUGCGGGACUUUGUUCUUCCUCACCAGUCUAUCAACUGCAAAAAUGUCUGGGUCUGGAAGUUGCAACCGGUGAUGCGCAUUUCAGAUCACACGAAAAUCUCUCAUGCAUGGAAAGCAGAAGUUGCCCAUAUCUUGUAACCAAAACAGCCGAUCUGUCAUGCGGACCAGGCAUUGAGAAGCUGUCUCAAGUUUUGUGAUGCUAGACCCGCAUUCCAGACCUUUUGGGGCAUCCAGAACCUGCAUGACGAACUUCUGCACUCUUCCAGACCCAGGCACAUCUGCAUUUGAUACAGUCUCGCAACCACAAUCGGCUACGGGCACAGUCAUCCGGUGACUUCCGGCGGACAAAUGCUGACGAUCGCCUUCGGGGUGGUGGUAUGAGCUGCAAAAGUGUCUGGGUCUGGAAGAUUGCAACUUGUCAUGCUGUUUUUGGACUCUAAACGAAAUUGCAUUGCAUGACCAGCAAGAGGGGUACAGUUUGUGCUACACGGACAGGGCAUUUCUCAUGCGGAAAUUGCAUGACCAGGAAGCCCUCUAAAUGUCUGCGAUGCUAGGUCAUGCAUUACAGGCAUCAUGGGUCAUGAGAAAUAUGCAUAACAAAUCUUGCAUUCUUCCAGACUCAGACACUUUUGCAUUUGAUAGGUGGGGUUGCCCAUCAUGGCCUUCAACCUGCUCCUGAUCGCCGAAGCCUGGUUCUCGGUUGGUGCGAAGGCCAGAGUCGUCAACUUGCAGAGCAAAAACAGCAGGUACUAUCGGGGUUGCUUGUUGUUCCACGAAGACUUCUUGCACAAAGGACUUAGGCCUUCAUAGAUGUCAAGUACUAAAUGUCGUGAGCUUGACAAGUAUUGAAACAAGAAGACUGUAGUAGAACGGGAAGAUUAUCCUCCAGGUGUUGGUGGCACUACAACCAGCAGGGGCUUAUCAUGACAGAAAUGUCAAAUCGAACAUAUUAAUAUCAAUUUCUCUUCAUCAAUCAUACCAAUUCGUUUCUCAACAGGCUCCUCUUCCUGAUUUCCCUUCUCGUCGCUUUCCUUCUUUUCGGCGCGUCGUUGUUUCACCGGUUGGAGCCGAGUUGGACGUUUUUGGAAUCCCUGUAUUUCUGCUUCGUGACCCUCUCUGCCGUCGGCUAUCAAAAGGAAAAAUCCCCCCUCCCCAUGUCAAAACGAAACUUCUGAUGCUGGAUUUGGAUACACAAAUCACAUUUGUCUUGCAGUAGAGCAGAACUGCAGGCAUAUGCCGAGCCUGGCAUGGCAAACGCCUAUGCUGUAGACCCAACAGCAUCACAAACCGCCUACAUAGUGCGGCGGACUCUCUAGAUUUGCGCUCUUGCAAGACAAACAGGAUUUGUGGCCACAAAUCUGCAUCACAAAUUUUCAGGCGCAUGCAUUUUCAAUAUGGGGAGGGAGGAUUUUUCCUAUACGAUAUCGGCUUCGGCGACUACACGCCGAGCUCGAACCUGUCCCGCGUGGUCUAUCACAGGAAAAAGUGGUAACGUUAACGGUUUUCACAGAUUGCAAAAAUGCAUUGACAAAUUUUGCCUAGCAUGCAUGCUAUGCAUGACAAAUUUUGGCACGUUUUGGGAUGCAUUUCUGCAUCACAAAUUCCGUUGCCAAACGUUAAAACUUUUUUCUGUGAUAUGGUCGCCAUUCUGUACAUGAUCUUCGGCCUGGGCGUGUGUGCGAGUCUGCUCGCAACGCUGACAGGGCUCGUCGAGGUCGUCAGUCGGAAUAAUUUUGGUGACGGGAAAACAAAUCAGGCGACACCGAAAGCUGAAGGAACAGGAGCACCAGAGUCCGCAUUUGCAGCAACAGGAACAAAUCCGGGACAAGAUGAUCUUGAAGCGGAAGUAGAGAGUGAUUCUGCAGCGCCACAACUUGCAUGGGCGUGGGACGCAGAGACACCACAGGUCUUGUUUCAGGAGCAGCAGGACGAGGAGGGCAAGGCGCGGAGAGCAGGAUAAAGACAAGGAGUGGCGUUGACGUUUUUCGGAACUGUGUACUAUUUUUUACGAAGACAAGUGAUCUAAGUAAUUGAGUGGCGUUCAGACAAUUUUACAGCUACCUAGAAAAGCUUCUGUGUGUUUUUACUUUUUUACAUUUACUUCAUUGAUUCUCUUGGUUUUGUAUAGAGCUGCUAUCACAGCAUCUAUCCCCGCCCCCGGGGGGGCGGCCCGCCGUUCCUGCACCAGGGAGCCGCAUGGUAGGCAUUCACAUGGGUCCGAUCGUCUUGUCGUACUAUAGUAUUUUCUUUUCCGUUUCGCAAGCGCACGAAGUUACGCAGCUACGCUAGUACUGGAAUAUGGUCGUGCUCGCGGUCGAAGUUGAAGUACACUAUCAGGCACUCCGACAAAAAGUCAGCAUGGAAAGAAAGAGACCCGGGAAACCGAUGAGAUAGAAACUGGUGAAAUCAUGUUAGAGACGAGAGGAACACGCCUCCUCUGCUGGUUUGGCGUAACCACUAUUUACAUAGGACUACAGUCACAAAGAUUGCGGGUGCUCGGCUUCGCGCGGCCGUAAUCAUCAACAACUUUCUCUCAUCGGCAUGUGCUGUUGUGG
Molecule: messenger RNA, 4074 nt
Organism: Amoebophrya sp. A120
Lineage: Eukaryota; Dinophyceae; Syndiniales; Amoebophryaceae
Source: the annotation of a GenBank genome assembly